Molecule: messenger RNA, 4827 nt
Organism: Lytechinus variegatus (green sea urchin)
Lineage: Eukaryota; Metazoa; Echinodermata; Echinoidea; Temnopleuroida; Toxopneustidae
Product: U2 small nuclear ribonucleoprotein auxiliary factor 35 kDa subunit-related protein 2-like
Exons: 11
Coding region: 178-2724 (848 amino acids)
Biological process (GO): mRNA splicing, via spliceosome
Cellular component (GO): U2AF complex; spliceosomal complex
Molecular function (GO): metal ion binding; pre-mRNA 3'-splice site binding
Source: RefSeq, a predicted model, not a curated record
UUUGAAAUCGGCAGCGAAUUAUUUAUACGUGUGACUGUGAGGAACUUGAUGUUGACUCUAAAUUACCAAUUUUGAGGCUAACUGGAGGAUGGAUGUGGAGUGAAAUUAGGAUCUCUCUUGAAGGACAAUAUUGAUUGCUCCAAGUUUUGAGCUCGGAUGAGGUGACAGGCCAACAAGAUGGCUGCAGUUGCCGGACACUUGCCGAGAAAAUAUUUCCGGGCCCAGGUGAGGAAAGAGAAACGGAAGAGGAAAAGACAAGCAGCUGCACAGUUUCGAGAUGCACAGAGGAGAGAUUUUCCAGCAGAUGAGGAAGAUGAAGAUGAAAUGCAAGAUGCAGGAGGAGGCGCAAUGGAGGCAGAACAAAAGGAAACAGAUUAUUGUAUAGCCAGGAACACAGAGAGGAAUGGAGAGGAGGCGGCUUGGUUGGAAAGAGAGCAAAUUGCGCAAGCGGAGUUUGAAAAACGGCGGAAGAUUGCCGAAGCCUUGAAAGAGAAGGAGAUGGAAGAAAGGAAACGCAUCCAAGCGGAAUGGGAGGAGCAACAGCGGAUGGAGGAGGAGGAAAAGGAGAAGAAAGAUCAGGAACUUGAGAGUGUACUUCUGCAGCUGGACCAAGAACUGGGCAACGAGAAGGAGCCUUCCAAGGAAUGGCGUAACCCAGAGGCACCCGCAUCGAGUCAACCACCCGGGAACCAACCUGUACGGGCUGAGAAGAAAGAAGAGCUGUGUUCCUUCUUCAUGAAGACCGGUGCUUGCCGUUUCAGAGAGAGGUGCUCCAGGACACACCCACCAACGGAAUGUGGCACCACCCUCAUGAUCCCGGGAAUGUAUACAAACUUUGGUCUCGGUCCAGACUUCAAGGAUGAAUACGACGCCGACAUCGGUUUGGAGUGCGACGAGGAGUCCGCUUACGUGAACUUCCACGAGUUUUAUGAAGAUGUCUUACCCGAGUUCCGUGAAUAUGGAAAGGUUUUGCAGUUGAAGGUAUGUCGUAAUUGGGAGCCCCAUUUGAGAGGUAAUGUCUAUGUCCAGUACAGUAGUGAAGAGGAAGCAGCCAAGGCUCUUGAAGUCUUCACAGGCCGUUUCUACGGUGGAAAGCAGCUGGAUCCACGAUACUGUCCGGUCAGCAGAUGGAAGCCAGCGAUAUGUGGGCUUUUCCAUCGUGACAGAUGUCCAAGGGGGAAGCACUGUAACUUCCUUCAUGUGUUCCGCAAUCCUAGAGGUGAAUUUUCUGACGCUGAUCAAGACCGUCCUCCUAGAACACCAAGUCAUCGCCGAGACGACCAGAGGAGGCGAGAUUGGCAGGCCAGGGAGUCCAGGAGACGCUCGAGGAGUAGAAGUAGAAGUAGAAUGGAUUAUGGACGUUCAAGAAAACACUCAAGAAGUAGGAGUAGGGAAAGAAACAGGAGGCGGUACUCGCAUAGACGAAGCAGAAGCAGAGAGCGGUAUGUGAGAAGAAGCAGGAGCAAGGACAGGGAUCCCAGAAAAAGUCGUAGCAGAAGCAGAGACAGAGGUUCUAGAAGAAAAACUCGAAGCAGAAGCAGAGAGAGAGGUCCUAGAAAAAGUCGGAGCAGAAGCAGAGACAGAGAUCCUAGAAGUCGUAGCAGAAGCAGAGAGAGAGGUUGCAGAAGAAGUCUUAGCAGAAGCAGAGACAGAGGUUCUAGAAGAAGUCGUAGCAGAAGCAGAGAUAUUCAUCCCAGAAAAAGUCGUAGCAGAAGCAGAGAGAGAGAUCCUAGAAGAAGUCGUAGUAGAGGCAGAGACAGAGAUUGUAGAAGAAGUCGUAGCAGAAGCAGAGUGAGAGAUCCUAGAAGAAAUCGUAGCAGAAGCAGAGACAGGGGUUUCAGAAGAAGUAGAAGUAGAGAUAGGAGUAGAAGCAGAGAGAGGUUGGAUAGAAGAACAAGGGACAAAAAACAUUUAAGAAGGAGCAGCAGUGAAAAUAGCAGUGAUAGAGGAAGUAGGAGUGCAAGUAGAGAGAGGCAGUUGCAUUCUGGUAGUUCAAGAAAAGAGGAAGGUAGUCAAUUUGAUUGCAACAGAAGCAGAAGUACAAGUAAGGAAAGGUUCCGAAAGAGGAGUAGAUCUAGCUCAGCUCAUAGUGAUGUCGGGUCUGAUGUUAGAGAACACAAGAUGAUUCGAAGUGAUAGUACAAACAGGAUUUAUGGAAGGGUUGUGCAUGGUAGCAAAGACAAGGUCAAGGGAAGAAAAAGCCCAAGUAGGGUGCGGAAGAGAGAUAGAGCGGAAAGUACUUCAGAUAGUGAUCACGAGCAAAGCAAACCAAACCUUUCUCUGAAAGUAAAUGGUUCAAAGGACAGUAUCCCUCACCUGGAAUCGAACGAUAAAUUCCCUGUGAGUCCUUCUUACAAAGACGAGGAAAGGCCUCCCGCUGAUGACCAUACUGUGACAACGGCUGCCCGCAGGAAAAAGAAAAGCAAAACAAUGCACAAAGGGAAGCACAAACGACGCUCCUCCUCGGAGCUCAAGAAAAAAAGGGGGAGGCGUCGGGAAAGUGAAGCUUCGUGUCCCAGCUCUUCUGAAGAACAGGAGAAAGAAGAUUUGAAAGCAAAGGAAAGGGAAAUGAGAGAAAGGAUAGAGAAGAGACACCUUGCAGUGGUGAACCUUAACUCUGGUGAACUUGUGACCAAAGGAGAUCAGGGUAAUGAGUCAGAUGAUGAUGAAGCCUUGAGGCUUGCAGCCAUGAGGACAAUGGGGCAUAGGUCAGCAAACACGUGACCUUUAAUCUAGGCAUCCCACGCUCAUUGAAAUUUCAUAAACAUUCUUGUUAUAUAUGAUAUCAGUCCUGGUAACUUGAAGAACACUGUUAAAAACAUGUAUUUAGUACUGUAGCCUGUUCAUAAAGACUUGUUAUAGUAUCAAGUGUGCAGGUAAAGAUGAAAGCUACUGAGAUCAUUCCUAUGAUUGGCUAAUAGUAAUCUUGUUAUAGAAAUUGCACAUUUGUUAUUAAUAACAAUUCUCGAUGAAAACAGGGUUCUUAUUGUGAAUUUGAAUACUGGAUUAACCUGUCUCAAAUUGAUGGUGAAAUGCUGUUUAUGAUGUCCGUAAAAUGCAGUUAAAGAUGAAAGCUACUGAGAUCAUUCACAUGAUUGGCUAAUAGUAAUCUUGUUAUAGAAAUGACACAUUUGUUAUUAAUAACAAGUCUCAAUGAAAACAGGGUUCUUAUUGUGAAUUUGAAUACUGGAUUAACCUGUCUCAAAUUGAUGGUGAAAUGCUGUUUAUGAUGUCCGUAAAAUGCAGUUAAAGAUGAAAGCUACUGAGAUCAUUCACAUGAUUGGCUAAUAGUAAUCUUGUUAUAGAAAUGACACAUUUGUUAUUAAUAACAAGUCUCAAUGAAAACAGGGUUCUUAUUGUGAAUUUGAAUACUGGAUUAACCUGUCUCAAAGUGAUGGUGAAAUGCUUUUCAUGAUGUCCGUAAAAUGCAGUUAAAGAUGAAAGCUACUGAGAUCAUUCACAUGAUUGGCUAAUAGUAAUCUUGUUAUAGAAAUGACACAUUUGUUAUAAAUAACAAGUCUCAAUGAAAACAGGGUUCUUAUUGAGAAUUUGAAUACUGGAAUAACCUGUCUCAAAUUGAUGGUGAAAUGCUGUUUAUGAUGUCCGUAAAAUGCAGUUGAAGAUGAAAUCUACUGAGAUCAUUCACAUGAUUGGCUAAUAGUAAUCUUGUUAUAGAAAUGACACAUUUUGUUAUUAAUAACAAGUCUCAAUGAAAACAGGGUUCUUAUUGUGAAUUUGAAUACUGGAUUAACCUGUCUCAAAGUGAUGGUGAAAUGCUUUUCAUGAUGUCCGUAAAAUGCAGUUAAAGAUGAAAGCUACUGAGAUCAUUCACAUGAUUGGCUAAUAGUAAUCUUGUUAUAGAAAUUACACAUUUGUUAUUAAUAACAAGUCUCAAUGAAAACAGGGUUCUUAUUGUGAAUUUGAAUACUGGAUGAACCUGUCUCAAAGUGAUGGUGAAAUGCUUUUCAUGAUGUCCGUAAAAUGCAGUUAAAGAUGAAAGCUACUGAGAUCAUUCACAUGAUUGGCUAAUAGUAAUCUUGUUAUAGAAAUUACACAUUUGUUAUUAAUAACAAUUCUCAAUGAAAACAGGGUUCUUAUUGUGAAUUUGAAUACUGGAUUAACCUGUCUCAAAGUGAUGGUGAAAUGCUUUUCAUGAUGUCCGUAAAAUGCAGUUAAAGAUGAAAGCUACUGAGAUCAUUCACAUGAUUGGCUAAUAGUAAUCUUGUUAUAGAAAUUACACAUUUGUUAUUAAUAACAAGUCUCAAUGAAAACAGGGUUCUUAUUGUGAAUUUGAAUACUGGAUUAACCUGUCUCAAAUUGAUGGUGAAAUGCUGUUUAUGAUGUCCGUAAAAUGCAGUUGAAGAUGAAAGCUACUGAGAUCAUUCACAUGAUUGGCAAAUAGUAAUCUUGUUAUAGAAAUUACACAUUUGUUAUUAAUAACAAGUCUCAAUGAAAACAGGGUUCUUCUUGUGAAUAAGAAUACUGGAUUAACCUGUCUCAAAUUGAUGGUGAAAUGCUGUUUAUGAUGUCCGUAAAAUGCAGUUAAAGAUGAAAGUUACUGAGAUCAUUCACAUGAUUGGCUAAUAGUAAUCUUGUUAUAGAAAUUACACAUUUCUAUUAAUAACAAGUCUCAAUGAAAACAGGGUUCUUCUUGUGAAUAAGAAUACUGGAUUAACCUGUCUCAAAUUGAUGGUGAAAUGCUGUUUAUGAUGUCCGUAAAAUGCAGUUAAAGAUGAAAGUUACUGAGAUCAUUCACAUGAUUGGCUAAUAGUAAUCUUGUUAUAGAAAUUACACAUUUGUUAUUAAUAACAAGUCUCAAUGAAAACA